Messenger RNA from Closterium sp. Yama58-4, 1098 nucleotides. The record is from the annotation of a GenBank genome assembly. Lineage: Eukaryota; Viridiplantae; Streptophyta; Zygnematophyceae; Desmidiales; Closteriaceae.
AUGGCGUCGGACCCAGCACCGUCCACGGACAAGUGGAUGAAUUUUCUGACGGAGGCGAAUCUCGACGACGACACCUAUGUGCCCGGCGUGCUGCUGCCGUCGCAGCCUGCGUUAGAGCAGGUCGCGUGCAGCGCCGAGGGCGGCGGCGGCAACACGGAGGAAGGCGAAAAGACAGGUUCCAGCAGCAGGAAGAGGUCGCGUGAUGAGGGCGCGGCCACUGCUGACGUGUCAUGCAGCAAGGCCAACCGGGAGAAGAUGAGGCGCGACCGACUCAACGACAGGUUCCUGGAGCUGAGCCGAUCUCUUGAGCCAGGGAAAGCCCCCAAGGCGGACAAGGCGAGCAUCCUGUGUGAUGCGGUCCGCGUGCUCUCCCAGCUGCGCGCCGAGCGGGAGGCGCUCAAAGAGAACAACGCCGCACUGCAGGAGCAGAUCAAGGAGCUCAAGGCUGAGAAGCAUGAGCUUCGUGAGGAGAAGGCCCGACUCAAGGCGGAGACCAACCCCUACUUCGGAAAAGGGCUCACCGCAAAGCUUCCUCCCGCCCUCUUUGGCAAGCGCUGCGGCGCGUGCUACAAUGUGCAAUGCCACAACGACACGAAGCGCUGCCGCAAAGGCAAGGCGAUCGUGACCGUCCGCAUCGUAGGCGAGACUACCACGGAGAAGCAGCUCUCGCUCUCCGCCGUCUCGUGGUCCAAGAUCGUGCAGGGGACAGACGCCGCGCCUGUUCACAUCACGUACAAGCGCACCAACUGCGUGUCGACCGUCGGAUCGGGUGUCCGCGUGCGCAGAAACUCUACCGCGGAGAAGUUCAACAUUCAGAUGGUGGGGCUUGCCGGCCCUGGUACGCUGACCGAGGUCGAGCUUAGCGCGGACGGGAAGAAGUGGGUGAAGCUGACGCGCGACGGCAGCAAGGCGGUGUGGGGAAUCGCGGGCGCAGAAGCGAAGGAGGUUGUGGGCGCGAAGGCGAUGAGCGUGCGCCUCACCGCGGGGCACACCCUCGAGAAGAUCACACUCGAUAAAGUCAUUCCCGCUAACUGGAAGCCGUCGACGCUGUACUCUUCGAAGACCAACUUCAAGAAACUCAUGGCUGAAAGCAAGUAG